AGCGCGGCAGCCGCCAUGGAUCCACCGACCAGCCCCGACGACGAGGCGGCGGCCUUCUUCCGCGCCGCGCCGCCCCUCCGCGGCCGCGACGCCGUCGCCGCCAGCCUCGCCGCCUUCGUCGCCCGCCACCGCUCACGCCCCGCCGCCGGCAAGUCGCCCCCUGCGAACCAAUCCCCGAAUUUAUUUAGGCUCGCCUCCACGGAACUGAAAGAAAGCUCCUCUUUUGUGCGCGCUGCAGGCGCCGGAGGAGGAGGAGGGCCCCCGGCGGCGGCGGCGGGGGUGGUCUGCGUCACCUCCGGCGGCACCACGGUGCCCCUGGAGCAGCGCUGCGUGCGCUACAUCGACAACUUCAGCUCCGGCCAGCGCGGGGCCGCGUCCACCGAGUAUUUCCUCAAGGCCGGCUACGCCGUCGUCUUCGUCCAUCGCCGCGGGAGCAAGCAGCCGUACUGCAGGUUUCUUCCGGAGGACUCGUUUCUCGACCUUUUCGAGCUCGGCGAAGGAUCCGAGAUCCAAGUCCCAGAGUCUCACACUACAGUGGUCAAGACCGCGAUUAGCAGUUAUCGCAAGGCAAUCGAUGAAGGUCUACUUCUGAAACUUCCUUUCACUACAAUUUUCGAGUACCUUCAGUUACUGCAGCUUGUAUCCACUGCUAUGAAUUGCUUGGAGCGCCAUGGAAUGUUUUAUUGUGCUGCUGCAGUGUCUGACUUCUAUGUUCCAUGGGAGAGUAUGGCUAAACAUAAAAUCCAGUCAGCAGGUGGCCCUUUGAACAUGCAGCUCAGUCAAGUUCCUAAGAUGCUUUUCAUCCUCAGAAACCAGUGGGCUCCUUCUGCGUUUUGUGUAUCCUUCAAGCUCGAGACGGAUCCAGACAUCCUUAUACAGAAGGCAGAGGCGGCUUUGAGAAAAUACGGUAUGAAUGUGGUGGUGGCGAACGAGCUAGCGAACUACAAAGACGUGGUUGUCAUGGUCACAAGCAGCGGGAAGACGACCGUGAGCAGGCGGAGCAAGGAAGACGACCUAGAAGAGCAGCUCAUCGCUCUCCUGGUUAAGAUGCAUUCAGAUCACGCUAAGCAGUCCAAUCCGGAGCAAGAAACAUGAGCUGGUGUGUUAAUGAAUAAGGAGGUGCUACAAGUUAUUGCGCUCAUCCUGGUUUAAUUAACAUACCGGUAAGCAGAGUACUCCCAAUAAUCCAAAAUAAGUGUCACAGUUUUGAACUAAACUGCAACACUUAUUUUGGAUCGGAGGGGGUCGCAUUUUCUCUUGAGAAUCGCAUGUGCGGUCAUCUCCCUUAUCCCUCAUGUUAUGCAACACCAGUUGAGAUGCCUGUCUUUAUCGGGCGUGGGUGGUGGUUUGGAUUGGACAAUUCUCACCAAUUCAAACUCCAAAUCUGAAAUGUGUCUAUUGUGAGCGAUCCAAAUUUGAUUAACGGGAAUCUAGGCUCCUUUGAUCCAAAUUUGAUUUACAGGGAUCGGCACCAUUGAUGGUUCAA
Molecule: messenger RNA, 1486 nt
Organism: Triticum dicoccoides
Lineage: Eukaryota; Viridiplantae; Streptophyta; Magnoliopsida; Poales; Poaceae
Product: phosphopantothenate--cysteine ligase 2-like
Exons: 8
Coding region: 16-1095 (359 amino acids)
Source: RefSeq, a predicted model, not a curated record